CUUCGCACUGGCGUCGACUAUGCUGGCCCUUUUUUGAUGAAGGCUCACAAAGGUCGCAAUGCUGCUCCAAUCAAAGGUUAUAUCGCUGUUUUUGUCUGCCUUGCUACACGCGCAAUGCAUCUUGAAGUUGUCUCAGAUCUGACUACAGACGCUUUCAUAGCAGCUCUAAAAAGAUUUGUCUCCCGCAGAGGUUUGCCAUCCGAUAUGCACAGCGAUAAUGGCACAAACUUUAUUGGCGCCAACCGCGAACUAAUGAAGAGUUUCAAACAGAUGUCCAAAUCUCGAGAUGUCGGGUCAUAUAUGGCCACUUCAUUCAUCAACUGGCAUCUAAUCCCACCAGGUGCACCACAUUUCGGCGGAAUUUGGGAGUCCGCAGUUAAAGCAACGAAAUUUCACCUCCGACGUGUUUUAGGCGAAACUAGGCUCACUUACGAAGAAUUUGCUACCUUACUUUGUGAAAUCUAGGCACAACUCAAUUCUCGGCCUCUCACAGUUCUUUAUGAUGACGACGUUGACAAUAUCAAUGUCUUAACACCGGGUCAUUUUUUAAUUGGCCAACCACUGGUACAAGUAGCUGA
Molecule: messenger RNA, 578 nt
Organism: Rhagoletis zephyria (snowberry fruit fly)
Lineage: Eukaryota; Metazoa; Arthropoda; Insecta; Diptera; Tephritidae
Biological process (GO): DNA integration
Molecular function (GO): nucleic acid binding
Source: RefSeq, a predicted model, not a curated record